UAUUUUCUUUUGUUCCACUGGCAGUCACACUAAAAGUUGUUACACAAAAUAAAUAAUAUAUUUUUAAGACAACAUGAGCCUCGAACAACAACCAAGCGUGGAUCCCCUUAAUCCCCAUGGACUUGGUGACCCCAACGAUACGAGGUUGCGCAAGGUGGAGCGGGAAGUGCUGAUACCCAAGAUAAUGCGGGAUCGGGCCAAGGCGGAAUUCUGCUCCAAGGAGGUGGCCGAUUUCCAGGAAUGCUGCAAGGCCAGCAGCAUAUUAAUGGUGGCCACCUGCCGAAAGCAAAACUCAGCCCUGAAGGAAUGCCUCACCCAGUGGUAUCAAAACGAGGCCUUUAAGGAGGAGUGCAAACAGAUAUAUCUGCAAGAACGGGCCGAUUACCGGAGCACCGGCAUACCCAAAAAGCAUCGCCUGGAGAAGUUGUAGAAUCCUGGGAAUAGUUCCUUAUUGUUGUUUGCUUUGUACAAAAGUUAAGUAAUUGAAACGUC
Drosophila elegans is the source of this 492-nucleotide messenger RNA. RefSeq names its product COX assembly mitochondrial protein homolog. NCBI's taxonomy places the organism in Eukaryota, Metazoa, Arthropoda, Insecta, Diptera, Drosophilidae. The transcript has 2 exons. Bases 74 to 430 code for a protein of 118 amino acids. The record is from RefSeq and is a predicted model, not a curated record. Gene Ontology annotation, cellular component: mitochondrion.